Anopheles maculipalpis is the source of this 441-nucleotide messenger RNA. RefSeq names its product thymosin beta (gene cib). Gene Ontology annotation, biological process: actin filament organization. Gene Ontology annotation, cellular component: cytosol. NCBI's taxonomy places the organism in Eukaryota, Metazoa, Arthropoda, Insecta, Diptera, Culicidae. The record is from RefSeq and is a predicted model, not a curated record. The transcript is spliced from 2 exons. Gene Ontology annotation, molecular function: actin monomer binding. Bases 24 to 419 code for a protein of 131 amino acids.
UCAUACCAGCAGGAAAAGGAAAGAUGGAAGCUGCCGGACAGGAAACCACCGCCACCUCUUACCCACGCGUCAAGCCCGACUUCAAGUCGGAGCUCGAAUCGUUCCGCACGGAGACGCUGGCCAAGGCAGACACGCAGGAGAAGAACUGUCUGCCGACUGCCGCCGACGUACAGAGCGAGAAGGCCCAGCGUAGCGUGAUCGAGGGCAUUGAGGGAUUCGAUGCGUCCCGUCUGAAGCACGCCGAAACGAAGGAGAAGAACCCGCUGCCGGAUGCGGAAGCCAUUCAGGCCGAGAAGGGCGUCCAGCGGUUCAUCGAAGGUAUCGAAUCGUUCGAUACAAAGCGCCUGAAGCACGCCGAGACGCUGGAGAAAAAUCCACUGCCGACGCGCGAAACCAUCGAGGAGGAGAAGCGUGCCUAAGCGGGCACCAUUUUAGGGCAGC